Molecule: messenger RNA, 702 nt
Organism: Magnolia sinica
Lineage: Eukaryota; Viridiplantae; Streptophyta; Magnoliopsida; Magnoliales; Magnoliaceae
Exons: 1
Coding region: 209-481 (90 amino acids)
Cellular component (GO): chloroplast
Source: RefSeq, a predicted model, not a curated record
GAGGAUAAGAGACUUGUGGUGCGCUCGUGCUCCAAACACUCCCAAUUACAAGCAUUUUGGCCCGCAACCAUCUCAGCCCUCGAAUCAAUUCCAUCUCCCAUCCAACGGUUCUCAUUCGCUCAAAGUAACUCCUGCAGUAUAUUGCAGCCUCCUUCCCAACCAUUCAUUUCCUUCAACUAAAGAAACGCUACAGGUGAGAGAGAGAAAGAUGGCUUCUCUGACGAUUGGAUUCGGGCCGGCAGCAACGGGUAGAGUAUUCGCAGCGACAGCGGCGAAGAGCAGCGGCGGCAGCAGUGAGGAAAAGGGCAUUCUGGAUUGGAUUCUGGGAGGAUUGCAGAAAGAAGAUCAGCUUCUGGAGACGGACCCAAUCUUGAAAAAGGCGGAAGAGAAGAACGGCCGCAACGGUAAGACAACGUCCGUUUCUGUCCCACCUAGCAAGAAGAAGGCCGGCGGUUUUGGGGGUCUCUUCGCCAAGAAUUGACCGGUUGUGGGUCAGUUUCCGGCAGACUAUCGAUGGCUCCAUUGCUCUCUCUUUAUUUGAAAUGUCAAGCUCUGUUUGUUGGGUUUCAUCUUCUCUUCUUACUGUGUAGUUCUUGAAGUUCUGAAUUUUACUUCUGUUUCGAAAAAUAUGGAUUCUUUUUCGUGAAACUCUAUAUUUCUGAACGAUUCACGACUCGUCCGAGUCGACUCAGUCUCGGUCCA